Molecule: messenger RNA, 1116 nt
Organism: Schistocerca gregaria
Lineage: Eukaryota; Metazoa; Arthropoda; Insecta; Orthoptera; Acrididae
Product: nipped-B-like protein B
Exons: 3
Coding region: 1-1116 (371 amino acids)
Source: RefSeq, a predicted model, not a curated record
AUGGUGAACAGUAUGGACCACGACAGGGUGAAAAGUAUACACCAGGACACGGUGAAUAGUAUGGACCAGGACAGGGUGAACAGUAUACACCAGGACCGCGUGAACAGUAUGUACCAGGACAGUGUGAACAAUAUGGACCAGGACAGGAUGAACAGUAUUGACCAGGACACGGUGAACAGUAUACACCAGGACAGGGGUGAAAAGUAUGGACCAGGACUGGGUGAACAGUAUACACCAGGACAGGGUGAACAGUAUGGACCAGGACAGGGUGAAAGGUAUGGACCACGACAGGGUGAACAGUAUGGACCAGAACAAAAUGAACAGUAUGGACCAGGACAGGGUGAACUUUAUGGACCAGGACAGGGUGAACAGUAUGGACCAGGACAAGGAGAGGGUGAACAGUAUGGACCAGUACAGGGUGAGAAGUAUGUACCAGGACAGGUGAACAGUAUGGACCAGAACAAAGUGAACAGUAUGGACCAGGACACGGUAAACAGUAUGGUCCAGGACAGGGUGAACAGUAUGGACCAGGACAGGGUGAACAGUACACACCAGGACAGGGUGAACACUAUGAGUCAGGACAUGGUGAACAGUAUGGACCAGGACAGGGUGAAAGGUAUGGACCAGGACAGGGUGAACAGUAUGGACAAGGACUGGGCGAACAGUAUACACCAGGACAGAGUGAACAGUAUGGAUCAGGACAUGGUGGACAGUAUGUACCAGGACAGUAUGAAGAGUAUGGACCAGGGCAGGGUGAACAGUAUGGACCAGGACAGGGUGAACAGUAUGGAGCAGGACAAGGUGAACAGUAUAGACCAGGACAGUGUGAACUGUAUGGACCAGGAUAGGGAGAACAGUAUGGACCAGGACAGGGUGAAAGGUAUGGACCACGACAGGGUGAACAGUAUGGACCAGAACAAAAUUAACAGUAUGGACCAGGACAGGGUGAACUGUAUGGACCAGGACAGGGUGAACAGUAUGGACCAGGACAAGGAGAACAGUAUGGACCAGGACAGGGUUAACUGUAUGGACCAGGAGAGGGUGAACAGUAUGGACCAGGACAGGGUGAGAAGUAUGUACCAGGACAGGAGAACAGUAUGGACCAGAACAAAGUGA